AUCGUGAAGAAACCCCUGAUGAUCAAAAAAAACAAAUGAUCCGAAAGAUUAAUGCUGCUAAAAAAUACUAUGAUGAUUUAGCAAAUUCUUCACAAUCAACAAAUGAGAUAUCAAAUAACCAAGUCAGAGAUUAUCAAUUUGACGGAGCUUCUCAAUCUGAACUUAAUAUCAUACCUGUUCAGACCCAAUCCGUUCAGAGACGUACUAGGACAACACAUAAUCUUGCCCAGAGUAUAAUUGAUAAUUUUAAUCCAUUAAUUAUUAGUAAAAAAAAUGUGAUUAGUGGCCGACAUAUGCUUCAACGAAUGUCAAUUUGUUGUGAACACUGUCAAGCCGUACGUUGGCAAAUGGAGUCCUCAACUAAUUGCUGCCGUAAUGGAAAAGUUGGUUUGGCACCAUUAGUUUUUGCAUUCAUAUCGAUGGGAGCAUCAAUUGAUCCACAUCUUGCAAAUAGUGCUAAUGGGGUAUAUACCUAUCAUGUUCAAGGUGCAAUUUAUCAUCAAAUUGGUUCAAUGCUUUCUGCAGAGAAUUGUACACCCAAAUUCUCACAAAUAUAUAUAUAUGAUGGCAAUUUUGAAGCUGAAUUGAGCUACCGUCACAACGUGUUUCCAACUUUAGACACUUUUCUUUUAGCAAAUAUUCAGUAUGAGCUUCAUAUGCAUAAUCCUUUUGCUCAAGUUUUUCAUAGUGCUGGCCAAUUUGUGCGUGAAG
Dentiscutata erythropus is the source of this 711-nucleotide messenger RNA. The record is from the annotation of a GenBank genome assembly. NCBI's taxonomy places the organism in Eukaryota, Fungi, Glomeromycota, Glomeromycetes, Diversisporales, Gigasporaceae.